Molecule: messenger RNA, 3641 nt
Organism: Xenia sp. Carnegie-2017
Lineage: Eukaryota; Metazoa; Cnidaria; Anthozoa; Malacalcyonacea; Xeniidae
Product: centrosomal protein of 112 kDa-like
Exons: 29
Coding region: 631-3525 (964 amino acids)
Source: RefSeq, a predicted model, not a curated record
AUUUUGAGCGCAAAAAGUGUUGUAUUUUAUAAACCAAACAGUUUCGCGAAGAAGGCACCACAUGGCUUCUACAGCCUCAACUUUAUUGAAUUUUGCAAGUCUAAAAACUUCAGGUUUGAUCCAACGGCCGUUGUUAUACAUAAUGAUCCUACACAAACAGUUUAUUGUCUCUUUGAUUUGCUGUUUACUGGACAUUCUACUUGAAAUAUCGAUAGAAUAAUACUGUCAUUCAUUGCUCGUUAUUCAAGUAUCAGCCAUAUUUCUUCCUCCCCCUAUAACUUUAUGUACUCCCCCCCUGUAUGCUAUCCUUCCCAAAUUUUAAUGGCGGGAGUUUCAAGUGAAAAAAUGUAUUUUCUUCUUGCUUCAAAUAAUAUUGAUUUAGACUCCUGGAAUGCGUCGUGAUGUGUAAAAUGUAUUUAGCAAAACAAUAUGAUUUGAUGAUGAUCUAAAGCAUACUCAAGAAAUUUAUGAGAAAGACGCCGAGGACAGUAGAAAGGAUGAAUCUGGUGUGGAUGAUUGUUUAGAAAAACGCUUUCACGUCCGUAAAGAAAGAAAGAUGAAGAGAUUUUGUUUUGUUUACAAAUGAAUUCUAAACAUUGUUGACUCAACAAAGUAAAUAAAAUCACCGCGAUGUCCGGGAGAGAAGUUGGGAUUUCCAAAUCCAGCCGAAAGUUAUCUUCAGCAGACCAGCUGGAUGAUGCUUUUCACAAUAUGGUUUCAAACAUGAAACCAUUUGUCCUAAAGUUAGACAGGAAAUCAGAACGUGAGCGAAUGGCUUUAUGGAUAAAGAAGCUUUGUGAAAAUCCUGGCAGCUCUUUAAACUCAAGAGAAAACAGGAAUAUGUAUGCUGAAGUUCUGUUAAGUAUGUUAAAACGAAACAUAAUUGAUGAACCAUUUUGUCUACGACCUGAAUCAGGACCUCUCCCAACAUUACCAAAAUCCAUGUCCGUUUACAUGGACGAAUCAUCAAGGUUAUCAUCAUCAUCAUCAUGGUAUGAAAAUGAGAAUGAAAAUAGUAUUACACCUAGCUGGAUAAAGAGGGAAUUAAAUGUAUCAUCAGGCAUGAAGCGAGAUGACUCAAUUUUGUCGUACGAACCUUCAAAAAGACACUCUUCAACCAAACGAACACUAACGGAGAGCUAUCUAAAUGAUGAAAAUAGCAUUUCAUGUAGCAGGAAUUUUACCACUAUGGAAGAAGAACUGAGUCCGUCACCUUAUAAAACGAAGCUAAACACUCGAGGAACUAUGAGAUACGAACCGAUUUAUCUGCGUGAAAUUCUCAACGGCGAUUUAAGCCAAUCAGUGUCAACUCCAAUGAACUCAAAUGAUGAAAAGAAGAACAAUUACUCCUCUAUUUUACGAUCGAGGUCGAUCACCGAGGAUGAUGAUAGUAUACUUCAACGAGUAACUAUGGAUAAACAGAUGCAGGCAAGGAACAAGUUGAUGGAAGCAAGAUUUCACGAAGAAAAAUUAAGGUUACAACAACAGCAUGAUUUGUCUGUACAAAAGAUAUUAGAUCGUAAAAAUAACGAAUUGGAAGAAAUGAAGGCGAAGUAUCGUAAUAAAUUGACGGAGACUGAGAGUAGAUUGAAGAAACAGGAUAGAAAGAUUGUGACACAAGCACGGGAAAUGGAACGAUUACGUGAACAACGAGACAAAACUGUUUGCGAAUUGAAGAAUUGUGAACAAGAUCGAGGAAUAAAUGCAGUAAACGAUUCUGAAAAGAAGCUUCACGACAAGAUAUCAGAAUUUGAACAAGAGAAGUUUGAAAUGCAGAAGGAACAUACUCGUGAGAUCCAAGAUAUUUUAGAAGAGACGAAUGCAAGAAUUGCAAAGAUGGAGGAUGAAAAUAAAAGAGAAAUGGAAGGCUUGAAUGAAGUUGUGAAGAAAUUGGAACAAGAGAUAGAAAGACUUAGAAUUGAGUGUGAAACAUUACGUUCUGGAACGAGAAAUAUUGAAUAUGAAAAGAGUGAAUGUGAAAAACAACUAAAGACUCUUCAGGCGGAAUAUGACCAUUUAAAGGAAAAUGUGGCGAGUUCUGAACGUAGGAUUGAAAACAUGACAAGAGACCACGAAACAAAGAUAAAAGAAUUGGAAAAGAAAACGAGAGAUGAAGUUGACCGUGAAAAAAAGGAGAAAGAAAUCGUUCUUACACAGACAUCAACAACAAUCAACAAACUAAAGACAGACGUGCUCGAGUUAGAACGACAGAUAGCAGUUAAAGAACAGGAAAGACACAAUGAUGUAGAAGAAAUCGCCAGAGUACAUCUUCAUGAAAAAGUUGAAAUGCAACAUAACUUUGAGAAUAAGGAACGUCACCUUGAACAAGUGUUAAAUGAAGUACGCGAUGAGAAUGAUAAACGUAUCUUUCAACUUGAAGCUUCGUUAAGAGAUAAGAACGAUGAAUUAGAGAGAGCUGUGGCGUCACAUCGUGACAAGGACGAGGAAGCUCAAAAGGCCUUGGCAGAAUUCAAGAUACAAAUGGAAGAGACAUCACGGAAAAUGUUUGAGGACGCAAAACUACAAAUGGAUAAAGUGGAACAGGAUCUAGAAAGAUCACGUUCUUCUCGUGAGAAACAGGCGAAGGAGUAUACACGACAAAUUGAAAGUGAACGCAUGCGCCACGAAAAGUUGGUUUCAGAGUUGAAAAUAACUCAUGAACAGGAAAAGGCAAUAAUGAUACGGGAACAUGAACAUGAGAAUGAGAUGUUGAAUAGAGAACAUGAACGAGAAAAGGCUGUAAACAAUGAGGAAAACGACGUCUUCUGGGAGAUGGAAAGCAAAUAUCGCAAUAAAUCAACAAUUGAUGCAAACUCCAUAAAUGAACUUCAACAAGUGAAUGUAUCAUUACGAGAGGAGUUGAUGAAGAAAGAGGGUUUAUACAAGCAACAACUGGUUGAAUUAGGGAUGUUGCGGGAUGAAGAAAAACAGACGUUUGAACGGAAACUUGAAACACAGGCAACUAAGUCUCAGACGGAAAUGGAACAAGAAAGAUUGGAAUGGCAGCGACAACAGAACAGUAAACAAAUGGAAGAAAUUUUGGAUAAGACAAACAGUCGAUUAAAACAAAUGGAAGAAGAUUACAUUGCAAGAUCAAAGAAAAUGCAAGAGGUUCAUUUACUGUCUUUGCAAAAUUCUCACGAGGAACGCUUCAAUAUCACAGCACGUAAACACGAAGAAGAUAAAGAAAUGCUUAAGAAUCAUCAUUCAGUGGUAAUAAAGUCACUAGAGAACGAUAUAGAACGUCUAAAAAAUUUGACCAGAGAAACUGAAAAAGAAGCAAGAAAAACGGAGAUCGAUCUACAAGAAAAGAUUUCCAAACUUCAAUAUGAAUAUGAAGAGAAAAUGAACAAUUUGCUUCCUCGACAAAUGAAAAACGAACUUGAAGACACUAUUCGAUCUCUUCGUCAGCAAGUCUCUAUUCUUCAAUCUCGUGCGGACAUCUUGCAAGAAGAACUAGAUUCUACUAACACACUUUCAUCAACAUGGGACUUAUCUCAUCUAGAUAAACCUUUGAAAAACUAGUGAUGUCAAGGCUAUAGUAAUUCUUGUUUGUUUAUAUACAAGUAUGAUAAUGUUAAGGUAUUGUUUGUAUUGUACCAUAAUAAAUGUAUAGUGAAGGUAUGGUAUCAUAAACUAAA